CCCGCAGCCCCCGCCUCGCUGGUCCCAAGGAAGGAAGCGCGGCGCAGAUGGGAAGCGGAGAACGCAGGAGGAGCCCGAUGCACCCGCGCCCCAUGAAAACAAGCACCAUGAAAACAAGCACAGGCCUCCUGACAGCAGGCUGCACAGUUUUACAACACCAGAAGGCCCUGGAUCCCUUUCCCGGUGUUCAGAUUGGGGAACUGCAGUGGAAGAAGAUGAAAUGAGGACCAGUGUUAACAAAGAAAUUGCAAGAUACAGAAGAAAACUCCUGAUAAAUGAAUUUUCAAGAGAAAGGAAGUCUUCCUCUGGAAGUUCUGAUUCAAAGGAGUCCACUGUGACUGUAGAACUUGAGACGGAUGAAGUGGUUUUGAUGAGAAGACAAAAACAGAUAAACUAUGGAAAAAACACAAUUGCAUAUGAUAGAUACAUUAAAGAAGUUCCUAGAUGCCAUCGUGUACCAGGAGUUCAUCCCAGAACUCCCAAUAAAUUUAAGAAGUACAGCCGUAGGUCAUGGGACCAGCAAAUUAAACUAUGGAAAGUUGCAUUGCAUUCCUGGGAUCCACCUACUGAAGAAGGAUGUGAUCUGCAGGAAAUUAGUCCUGUUGACCUUGGUGAGAUGGAGACAGAAUCUGUUGGAAGCAAUUCUACUGAAUCUCAGACAAGCUGUCAAGAUAAUGAUGAUACCUGUUCUGGCACUCCCACCAAAGUCAGACAUGUUGACUAUCAAGCAGAAGGUGAAUUCGACUUGGAAGUGUGUUUGAGUGAACCACUUAAAGAUUUUGAUACUGUGAGUUAAAUAGUCUCGUGCAAACUGUUUUAGAGGAACUUUCUUUUAAAUUUGAGA
This is a messenger RNA of Pelecanus crispus (Dalmatian pelican), 844 nucleotides long. The record is from RefSeq and is a predicted model, not a curated record. NCBI's taxonomy places the organism in Eukaryota, Metazoa, Chordata, Aves, Pelecaniformes, Pelecanidae.